This is a messenger RNA of Symbiodinium sp. CCMP2456, 360 nucleotides long. Lineage: Eukaryota; Dinophyceae; Suessiales; Symbiodiniaceae. The record is from the annotation of a GenBank genome assembly.
AUGGGGAACCGACUGCGAGUUACCUGGAUGAGGAGCUGCGGGCAAAGCUGCGGCUGGAGGCUUCGGCUUGGGUCAUGCUCUCGGCCAAGUGCAGGGGGCGUGCUAAUCUUCAGGACCUUCGUUUGUCGCACUUUGAUCGUUACCUGGAGUUUCUUCGCGGUGACAAGUGUUACAAUAUGCAAGUGGCCGGAGCGGCUCCUACGAGCUCGGCGGCACAGGCGGAGCGGCACACCCUCGCUGUCCCGUGGAAUGUUUUGCUUCAGUAUGAGUUUGAACUACGUAAGUGGGCAAUCAAGGAGGCUCAUCGUGAUGGUGUUCCACUCGGGGAUAAGUUGCAUGAGGCCACACGCCACGGGAUAG